GUUUCCUCCAGUUCUUACGUUUCUCCUGUCUCCUUUCUCUCCAUCUCCUCCUCCUCCUCCUCUUCCUCCUUCUAUUCUUUCUUUCACGGUAAUAACUCUACUCAGCACUGUUCCUCGUCUCCUUCUCUGUUCCCUUCUCUUCUCUUUCCUCCUCCUCCUUCCUCUCUCUUUCUCCUCCUACCUCACUCCCCUCUCAACUCAGCACUGUUCCUCAUACCCUUCCUUCGCCUUCUCUUUCCUACCCCUCCUCCUCCCUCCACUCUCUCUCUCUCCUCCCUCGCUUCUCUCUCACUUUCAUUCACAGUCAACUUUCUCUUCUUUUCACUUCCGAGCGGCCCGUGAGUGUGUGUGUGUGACGCAUCUUGUGUCAGUGUCCUGCUGGGCUUGCUACACGGACGACACUUGGAGAAUCGACCCGCUUAUAGUUAGAAAGAUUAACAUGGCAUCAACGUCUGUGCCUCCGUGGGCUUGGGCGUGGCUGCUGGCGUGGACGGUGCUACUGACGGUGACCCACGGACUGAGUGUGGGGACGGGGACGCCAGAGACAGUGCAAACGACCCCCCAACGCAACAGUCGUUUCAUUGGUGGUGGAACGUACGUCUACUCGCAACCACUCAGGGUGAAGACCAAAGCCAAGAACGACGCUCUUCCCCUGAAAGUGUCCCCGGGGCCAGCCAGUGGUGCCAAGUACAUCCCACGACCUCAAGAGCCAAACGGUGCCACCCAGUACAUUCUACCCUCUCAAAAGGCAUUCAACAAGGGAGAAAUUGGCUCCCAGUACAUUACAACGUCUCUAAAGGUGACCCAAGGCGCUAACAGUGGCACCCAGUACAUCCCUGUCUCUCAGGGGUUCAACAGUGACCCCCAGUAUGUCCCACUGUCCCAUAAGGCGUCCCAGGGGAUAGAAACGAAGAGCCAGCACAUCGCGCUCUCCCAGGAAGCCGAGGGAGGGCCUGGCAGUGUUCCUCGCUCCUCACAGCCACAGAAUGGGUCACCAGAGAUCGGCGUGUCCCCCAACAUCAAGUUCUACUCUCUUAGCUGCACCAGUGGCAAGCCGUGCUCCACCAUUAUCCCCGCCCCCACCCCCAGCAGAAGCAGCAGACUCAGCGGCACCAAGAGUCCGUUCAGCGAGGAGCAGGUGCGGCGAUACCUCCAGCAGUUUAGUCUCCGCAAUGGGUUCCAGUACAGCAAGGACUUUGAGGACAGCGGAAGACCUAAAGAGUUAUCAGACUCAGCAGAGCGGAGUCGACUGCUGAGGGAUCCGAAAAUGGUUUUGCUCGACUACAGCGGGAAGCAGAACGAGCAGGAGCAGGAGUCGUGGUGGUCUGACCCGGCCUCCCAGCCUGGCCGCGUGUACAAGCACCAGCAGUACAGGCCCAAGGUAUACGACUGGGCGAGUGUGCAAGCCUCGUUCCCUUCGCGAUGGUCAGCCACGGCGACGCAUCAAGGCUUACCCGGCUCAGGAGUCUCCCAUCACGACCGCCACGAGGAUCACCAUGCCUCCUUCCCUCCCCGGCCGUCCUCCAUACUUCUCCAGCAGCCCUCGAAAAUAUACGACCCCGGGCACUCAUCCUACGACCAUGGGCACUCCCGCUACCCAUCUAAGAGUCCCCAAAGUGGCACCUGGCGUCGGUACAGCAGCUCCACCAUCACCCAGUUGGACAAGGACACCGGGGAGUGGGUGAAGGUGUCCUCCAGCGGCCCGCAUCAUAACGGGGAGGUGUUGAAGUCAUCACCAACCCAAAAGAAGCAAGUCCAGCUGACGGUGCUCGGUGUGAGUGAUGACUUGGACGCUUCUGAUGGUGGUGAUCGAGGCAUGCAUGUGGUGAUGAAGCCCAGCUCAUUGCCAGGCAUGCCCCCCGCCUUUAUCGAGACGGAUGGUGGUGAUGAUGGUGAUGACAACGGUGGUGAUGUCAACGGUGGAAGUGCUGGUGUACAAGUGAGUGUUGUGCCUAUUCUUAUCGCCAACUCCUUCUUCCCCUCUUCCUCCUCCUCCCCUUCCCCCUCCUCUUCCUCUACUACUACAACUACUACUACUACUCCUACUACUCCUGCAACGACUACUACUAUCCCUACCACCACUACCACUACCUCAACCCCCACCACUACUACCACUACUACUACUACUACUUCUGCUACGACCACCACACCACCACCUACGACCACUACUAGACGACCCAUACCCCCAAGACCCGUUCGACGACCUCCUCCCCCCAGCACGACGACUACCACUACGACGACGACCACAACGACGACCACUGAGGCCCCGUCACUGAUUGACAACCCGUACAUGGUCAUGGCCGCAGUGAGUGCCGGGAUCGUGCCAGUAACGUUGGCACUCCUUCCAGCGAUUGUAGGACGACGCAGACGACGCCGACGACGACAAGUGGAAGAGGUGGAGGCCGUGGUUAAAGAGGCGCUGAGUCGUCACGAGGAUGACUACGACUACCUAGACCGACGCAGUGACGACCUGACGGUGAGGAGGAAGCCCAAUCAGCGUCAAGGGAGAAGAUUUAGAGCGGUAUAAAGAGAGAGAGAGAGAGAGAGAGAGAGAUGCACACGGAACGGUGUGUGUGUGUGUGUGUGUGUGUGUGUGUGUGUGUGUGUGUGUGUGUGUGUGUGUGUGUGUGUGUGUGUGUGUGUGUGUAAGGAAACUCUCUAUUUAUAAUCUGCUGACUGGUUGUUUGAUAAUAAUAAUAAUAUAAUAAUAAUAAUAAAAAUAAUAAUAAUAAUAAUAAAAAUAA
Molecule: messenger RNA, 2744 nt
Organism: Eriocheir sinensis (Chinese mitten crab)
Lineage: Eukaryota; Metazoa; Arthropoda; Malacostraca; Decapoda; Varunidae
Exons: 3
Coding region: 440-2527 (695 amino acids)
Source: RefSeq, a predicted model, not a curated record